Molecule: messenger RNA, 1035 nt
Organism: Saccharomyces eubayanus
Lineage: Eukaryota; Fungi; Ascomycota; Saccharomycetes; Saccharomycetales; Saccharomycetaceae
Gene: AIR2
Product: TRAMP complex RNA-binding subunit
Exons: 1
Coding region: 1-1035 (344 amino acids)
Biological process (GO): polyadenylation-dependent RNA catabolic process
Molecular function (GO): nucleic acid binding; zinc ion binding
Source: RefSeq, a predicted model, not a curated record
AUGGACAAAGGAUCGUUACCGUUUGUCGUUGACACGGCGCCUUCAAACACCCCCGAUAAAAUUGUAGCGCCCUCCAUAGAGGAAGUGGAUAGUAAUCCCAGCGAAUUGAGAGCAUUAAGAGGCCAAGGUAGAUAUUUUGGAGUGGACGAUGACGACGAAGAUGCUAUCAAGGAAGCAGCUCCAAAGUGUAAUAACUGUUCCCAAAGAGGCCAUUUGAAAAGGGACUGUCCUYAUAUAAUAUGCACCUAUUGCGGGUCGAUGGAUGAUCACUAUUCUCAACACUGUCCCAAGGCGAUCAAGUGCUCGCAAUGUGACGAAGUAGGCCAUUACAGGUCUCAGUGUCCGCACAAAUGGAAAAAAGUCCAGUGUUCUCUUUGUAAGAGUAAAAAACACUUAAAGGAAAGAUGUCCCAGUAUAUGGAGAGCAUAUAUCUUAAUAGAUGACAAUCAAAUGGGGAAACACAAAGUGCUUCCGUUUCAUACCAUAUAUUGCUAUAAUUGUGGCGAAAAGGGUCACUUCGGUGACGAUUGCGAGGAAAGGAGGUCGUCAAGAGUGCCUAACGAGGAUGGGAGCGCAUUCACUGGUUCCAACCUAUCGACCGAUCUAAAACAAGAAUACUACCAGCAUAUAAAUAGAAAUUUAAAGAAUAACGAAAACUACCAAUUCAGUGGGUCUAUAUACGAUGAAGAGCCUCUACCGAAACCUUCUCACAAAAGACAUUCACAGAACGAUCAUUCUCACGGUAACAGAAACAAGCGUAGAGUAUCGAAUUUCCACCCUCCUCCUUACCAAAAACGCAAUGUCAUUCAGCCCACCAUAAGAGGUGAGACCCUUUCAAUUAAUAACAAUAGUAGUAACCAUUCACGGUACCAAAAUCAAAACGUAAAUGUCUCCUCGAUAUCUGAAAAUAUGUACGGUUCCAGAUAUAACUCUUCCGCUUAUGUUAAUAACAAUGACAUUCCCAACUCUUCCAAUUAUAAGAACUAUAAUUCUUACCAACCGUAUAGAAGCGGGACUUUAGGAAGAAGGAGAUAA